Apis mellifera (honey bee) is the source of this 1553-nucleotide messenger RNA. Its product is annotated as E3 ISG15--protein ligase Herc6. NCBI's taxonomy places the organism in Eukaryota, Metazoa, Arthropoda, Insecta, Hymenoptera, Apidae. The record is from RefSeq and is a predicted model, not a curated record. The transcript is spliced from 7 exons. The coding region runs from base 447 to 1484 and encodes 345 amino acids.
GAAUGUGUGAAUUUGUUGUCGAAAAUUUUAUUAAUUUUUUACUAAUAUAUGUUUAUUUGAAACAUCAAAAUAGAAAAUAAACGAUAAGUAGAAUUAAAUAGAUAAUGAUUGUUUAUGAAAUACAUUGUGAUAAUGUUAGUUACGUUUAAACUCGAGAGUGCAGUUGUUGUUAGGUUAUGUUUCAAAUGUUCGUGUUUUAGAAAAAUGAUAUCUUAAAUGAUAUCGAAAGAUGCAUAUUAUUGUAAAGUGCAUUAAAAAUUAAUUUUCUUUGUUUUCUUACCAUUUCUCGUUGUUAUUUAUGAAACGGGAGCAAAAAAUGUGGCAAUAGUUUACCACGUCACGUCAAUCGUUCUGUUACCGUCCGUCGAAUUUAUUGUGUUGUUGUCUUUCGUAUCUAAGGAAACUGAUGGUACCUGCGUCAUUUGACCAAUAAUCUUUCACGAAACAUGACAUUUUAUUAUGCUGGUUUUAAUACCAGCAUGUUGUUUUCUAACAAUGGAGAUAUUAUCUUUAUAGUAGAUUCAUUUACUAAAGUACCAUUUUCUGGAAUUACCGGUUUUCAAAUAGGCUGGAAUUACUUUCUUAUUUGGAAAGGGAAAGAAUUAUAUAUCUCUCAAAAAUUUGAGGAAAAUAGCGAAGAAGCAGAUUCAAAUUUUCAAUUGAUACAACCACUAGAAAAACCAUUAGAUAGUAUAAAUCAAGCUGCAAUUGGCAAAGAUAAAAUAGUACUUUUAUUUGACGAUAAUGAAAUAUGGCAAUAUAAAAUCUAUGAAAAAACAUGGAAAAAAGUUAUCAAUUUCAUUUGCAAUAGCAAUGAUUCAGAAAAUGAAUAUCCUGUUAAAAUAAUACAAGAAGAGUGCGCUGUUGUUCUUACUAAUUUAGGUCGAGUUUUUAAUAUUCCUACCCUGAUUGAUAUUCCAAAGAGGGUUCGAUUCAUAGAUAUUGCAUGUGGAUUUGAUCAUACUAUCUUGUUAGCAGAGAAUGGUGACCUUUAUUCAAUGGGAAUGGGAACGCGUGGUCAAUUAGGACACAACGAUUUAGAGGACUGCGACAACCCAAAACUCGUUGAAGCUUUAGCUGGGAUCAAAGUAACGCAAAUUUCAGCUGCAGGUUGGCACAGUGCUGUAGUAACAAAUCAAGGUGACCUCUACACUUGGGGAUGGAAUACGAACGGAGAAUUGGGAUUGACUGAUCAAGAGAGCAAAGUAAUUGCUGUCCCCACAUUGAUAGAUUUUACAAAUGAUAAAAACGAGAGCGUAGAAAUAUUUGUGGAAAAAGCUCAAUGUGGAAAUACGUUUACGAUUUGUAUGACGAAUGAUGGAACAUUUUGGGGAUGUGGAUGUAACAAGUAUGGUCAAUUAGGACAAUCUCCGGAGAAGCUUGCAAAUUCGAUGAAGUUUAUCAAACUCGAUACCUCUAUGAUUCCCGGAACUAUUAAAGAUUUCAAGUGUCGUGAAUGGGGUACAAUCCUUAUAACAAAUUGAUAUUGUAAUUUUUAACAAUGGUCAAGUCUGAAAAAAAAAAAGGAAAGAAUAAAAUAUUUUUUAAUCAUU